This is a messenger RNA of Bufo bufo (common toad), 3874 nucleotides long. RefSeq names its product hdc homolog, cell cycle regulator (gene HECA). NCBI's taxonomy places the organism in Eukaryota, Metazoa, Chordata, Amphibia, Anura, Bufonidae. The record is from RefSeq and is a predicted model, not a curated record. Bases 231 to 1811 code for a protein of 526 amino acids. The transcript has 4 exons.
GACAGAGGGGAGGGGCCGAAUGCACGGAAAGCAGAAUCAAAACAACGAGACACGCCUUCUAUCCCUGGCUGCAAACACAGCCACCCAUGUCCCCGGGCUCUGGGCACACUGCAUGCCUCCCUGCCUGAAGGACAGCACGUAGCGCUUGUUUCCAGCUAUCCGGCCACCAUGGAGGCCGGCGGGGCGAGCAGCUGAAGGCUCUAUGCGCUGAGCUGACUGCGGGCUCCGCAAUGCCUAACGUGAAGAACAGCAAGGGCAAGAAGAGCAAGCGGGCGAACAGUAGCGGGGACGAGCAGGAUAAUGGAGCCACGGCGGCGGCGGCGGCGGCGGCUGCAGUGGGAGGCAUGGCAGCAGCCCCAGCGGGAGCCGCAGCUGCACCCUCCUCAGCGCCCGCUGCAGCAUCGGCGGUAACGCCACUGGCAUCGGCAGCACCUUCCAGUGACAGCAGGAAUGAAGCAGUUUGUGCUACUCCACUUAUUUGCAGUCUAGGUAGACCCGUUGACCUAGAAAAGGACGACUACCAGAAGGUCAUUUGUAAUAAUGAGCACUGCCCUUUUAGCACAUGGAUGCAUCUGCAGUGCUUUUAUGAAUGGGAGAGCAGCAUUCUUGUCCAGUUCAAUUGCAUUGGCCGAGCACGCAGCUGGAAUGAGAAACAGUGUCGCCAGAACAUGUGGACUAAGAAGGGAUAUGACCUGGCUUUUCGGUUUUGCUCUUGUCGCUGUGGCCAGGGCCACUUGAAGAAAGAUACGGACUGGUAUCAGGUAAAACGAAUGCAGGAUGAAAAAAAGAAAAAAUCUGUUCCCGAUAAGACCACAGGUAGAUCUAUGUCUGAGUCUUCAGAUGAUGUAAAGAAAUGUCGUGGGUCAGCAAAACCUCAAAAAGGGAUGAACUUUGACCCUCCACGUAGACAUUCUGUGGACAGACAGAACUCCCAAGAAAAGGGCAGUGGCGGUUCACAUGGGCUCCGUUCUCCAUGUGUUUCUCCGGGUCAGUCCCCUCCAGCUGGCUAUCCUAUCCUCUCCCCUUCUCACUUUAAUGUCCCCCGCAGUUCUAGAUACUUGGGUGAAUUUUUAAAGAACGCCAUUCAUUUGGAACCUCACAAGAAGAAUCUUGCCACUGGCGGAGUGCUCAGGAAUACUCACUUUGACUACAGUAUUUCUGGAUUGCAGGCUCAUAGGGCCGGGCGUCUAGAUGCCCCAGUACAGUUUCUCCGGAGACUUGACCUUUCAGAAUUAUUAGCUCAUAUACCACGCCAUAAACUGAAUACUUUUCAUGUACGCAUGGAAGAUGAUGCGCAGGUUGGGCAGGGGGAGGACCUACGAAAAUUCAUCCUAUCGGCCCUCAGUGCCAGUCACAGAAACGUAGUCAACUGUGCUUUAUGCCAUCGGGUCCUCCCUGUAUUUGAGCAGUUCCCACUGGUGGAUGGAACAUUAUUUCUCAGCCCCUCAAGGCACGAUGAGAUUGACUACGACGUACCUUGCCAUCUUCAAGGACGACUUAUGCACUUGUAUGCUGUCUGUGUGGACUGCUUAGAAGGUGUUCAUAAAAUCAUCUGCAUCAAAUGCAAGUCUCGAUGGGAUGGAAGCUGGCAUCAAUUGGGAACAAUGUAUACUUAUGAUAUAUUGGCGGCUUCUCCAUGUUGCCAGGCCCGUCUGAACUGCAAGCACUGUGGGAAGCCCGUCAUCGAUGUACGCAUUGGAAUGCAGUAUUUUUCGGAAUACAGCAACGUUCAACAGUGCCCUCACUGUGGGAAUUUAGACUACCACUUUGUGAAGCCAUUUUCCUCAUUCAAAGUACUAGAGGCUUAUUGACGAAAGCUUUGUUUUAUUAAUAGCCAUUUUAUAGGUAUUACUACUUUGUUACAUAUCUUUUAUAGGAAAUAUUCUGUGAGAAAAUUUUUGUUUUCUAAUUCUAAAACUAUUGCAGCAUUUUUCCUUUCAGUUGUUACUAAAUCCUGUACAUAGUACCGGUAUUUACAAUUUCCCAUUUUUAUGUGGGAAACGUAACAUGAAAAUGUGACGGGUGAAUGUAAGUCUACGCCAGCAACGUGUAUUCUUGUUUAAGUAUUUGGGGAUAGCACUGUAAUCUCUAUUUCAUUUUUUGCCCCAGCGACUCAGCACUUAAAUGAAAAGAAAAAAAACAACUUUCCACCAAAGCAAAUUUAGAUAUUUUUUAAAAAUACAUUUGAUAUUUGAAGCCAUUUGCUUUUUUUUUUUGGUAGGAUUUUUUUUCGAGUUGGACAAAAUUCUUGAAACUUUUUUUUUUUAUAUAUAUAUUUUUAAAAAUGUUAUACAUAAAAACUACCAUUUUGAAUCCUUAUGAUUAGACGGAAGCAAAAAGUCACUAGUUUUAUUACCAACAUCUUAAUUACUGUUAUGGUAGACUAUAUAUUUUCACGUAGGGCUCAUGCACAGAGCCGUAACGGUUUUUGCGGUCCACAGAUUGCAGAUCCUCAAAACACAGAUACCGGCCAUGUGCGUUCUGCAUUUUGCUGAAUGGAACGUCCUGCCAUCUAUAGAACAGCCCUAUCCCUGUCCAUAAAAAGGACAAGAAUAGGACUUGUUCUGUUUUUUUGCGGGGCCACGGAACAGCAAUACAGAUGCAGACAGCACACGGUGUGCUGUCUACAUCUUUUGUGGCCCCAUUGAAUGGAUCUGCAUCCGAACCACAAAAACUAUCAUGUACACGAGACCUUAUUGAGUUUGGAGGCUCUUUUGCAACCAUCUUUGUUAUUACCCUAAAGAAUUUACAGUAUAAAAGUGAAGCAACUUUGUGUAUAGGUUUGAAUAAAGAUGUCCUACGGCUUUGUGUAUUAAGCUCCUAUGCAAACCUAUGUGUACCCAUGGUUACAGACUGCAAAUAAACCGUGCGGUCUGAUUCUGCAGUCAGGAGUUGCUCUUCCAUCUGUCCCUUCUUCUUGCUAACAUGAUGACAGUAUGAGAAGGGGUAGAGGGAGUCUAGUAAUACCCAACAAAUAGUACUGCCUAGGAGUCUUUUUUUCUAGUCCCUUUUUAUUAUUGUAGAUGCAUUUGAAGCAAUGUAAAAAAUGGUGCGUGCAUUUUUGCUAGGUGGAUGGAUAACCCACUUUGACUCUUUGCUACACUGCACCUGCCUAUCCAGUAGAUGAUACCAGUCCAUUCCAUUAGCAAACCGUGGAUGUGGUCCUGAAGUGCAGAGGCAUCGCGUCCUAGGAUGUGACCUAGACAGAAUUAGAACCGAUGCACAUGCAUUAUGCUAAUUUUUCUGAAGUUCAUGAAUAUACUGUAUGGCAAGGACCUAACUGUCAAUGAUGUAGGAGCACCAGAGUGCUAGGUCCUUGCCAAGUGAGUGUGCUGGACAUUGAAAAUGCAGUUUGAGCUGCAGGGAACAUGUUGUAGAACAGGAGAAGCUGAGGAGAUUUAUAUGUGGGUUUGUUGGAAACAGUUCAUUAUGACUUGUCAUUUAUGCAUCUAAAACUCUGAGUGUAGGAGUCCAGUGGGCGGUACUAUUCAACAACUGACAGCCUUUCCUGUGUUGGUGUACAUAGAGAACAGACCGCUUUGCUGGACUUGUGAGCCCAGAAUGACCAGUAAAUGACAAAUGACAAGUCUUUUCCCAAAAACUGUAUAUCGGUCUGCCCAGCUCCUUAAGCUUUUUGAGUUGCAACCUGCAGAUCGGAUUGAACUUUCAAUGCGACAAGUUCCCUUUAAUUCACCUAUGUGUUAGGGUACAUCCACAUGUAGCGAAAUAGCUGUUGAAAGUUUUUGCAGCUUUUCUGCAAGAAUCCGCAGGAAAAUUGUGGUUUGGGUAAAGCUAAACCAAAUUGUGCAGGUUUUGGUGCAGAUUUGCUCAUGGAUUUCACCUGCGGAAAAAAGCUGAGCGUCAAAAAUAAAGG